Musa acuminata AAA Group (dessert banana) is the source of this 1682-nucleotide messenger RNA. RefSeq names its product thylakoid membrane protein TERC, chloroplastic. The transcript has 14 exons. The coding region runs from base 72 to 1208 and encodes 378 amino acids. Gene Ontology annotation, cellular component: membrane. NCBI's taxonomy places the organism in Eukaryota, Viridiplantae, Streptophyta, Magnoliopsida, Zingiberales, Musaceae. The record is from RefSeq and is a predicted model, not a curated record.
UAUAUAAAAUGGUAACCCUCCCCACAUACGGUGUGGGCGGAGGAUAACAUAUCGUUUUGUCCUCGCCGCCCAUGGCGUUUGUUUCGGCGACGCAACCCUCGUGCGUUCGGAUCCCGCUUCGGUUCGAUCUACGGCGGGCUUCGGUCCCCUCCGCUUCCUCUCUCCUCCCCGCUGCCGGCGCUGCCGCCAGCUCCUCCCGACACCCAGUUGGAGACAGUCGUCGCUGCAGGCGUCCGAUUGGCGUGCGGUGGGUCAAGGGGACCGAGCAAGAAGACGUCUCGGUUGCGGAUGAAGUGGAGAAAACCAAUUCGUUGUUGCAUGAUGAGGUAGACAUCGAUAUAGUGGCUGCUUCAGAUCCUGUUGCAAGUGGCAGCCAAGGUGUACUGACAGAUAAAACUUCUUCUUUGAAAACUGUUGCUCUCUGGGUCUUUGCUGCUGUGACUUUUGGAGUUUGCUUGGGUUUGAAGGAUGGUGUUGAAAAGGCAUCUGAAUUUUUUGCAGGCUAUAUAUUGGAACAGAGUCUUUCAGUGGACAAUCUCUUCGUCUUUGUUUUGGUUUUCAAAUAUUUCAGAGUACCAGUAAAAUUUCAGAAUCGAGUGCUCUCAUAUGGUAUUGCUGGUGCAAUCAUCUUCCGUGCAGUAAUGAUCCUGCUUGGGACAGCAACAAUUCAGAGAUUUGAGUCAGUGAACUUUCUACUUGCCUUGAUUCUUCUAUAUUCGUCAUACAAGCUAUUUUCUGCUGAAGCGGAGGAGACUGAUCUGGCUGAUAACUUCAUUGUAAAAACAUGCCAAAAGUUUAUACCUGUUACAGAUUAUUAUGAUGGUGAUCGUUUCUUUACGAUUAAAGAUGGUGUAAGGAAAGCUACGCCAUUACUACUCACUGUUGCAGUCAUCGAACUCAGUGAUAUUGCAUUUGCUGUGGACUCCAUACCUGCAGUUUUUGGUGUUACAAGGGAUCCUUUCAUCGUCUUUUCUUCAAACCUUUUUGCUAUAUGUGGCCUAAGGUCACUGUAUGUGCUCAUUUCUGAAAGUAUGUCUGAGUUGGUGUAUUUACAGCCUGCUAUUGGUUUUGUUUUGGGCUUCAUAGGAACGAAGAUGCUAUUUGACUUAUUUGGUUAUCAUGUACCAACUGAGGUGUCCUUGGGUUUUGUUGCCGUAACCCUCGGUGCUGGAGUUUUGCUGAGCAUCGGAAAAAAUCAGAUCGAAUGAGGUAGAGACAUAAUUAUUGAACAGAGGUGCCCAAGAAGCAGCAUUGCCAGGCCAGCUGAAGAACUCAAGAAGCUUGAAGACCUGUUCUGUCCAUCGGGUUUGUUCAUCAUUUGCAUCUUGGUGGAGCUUAUGUGCACUAAGCAAUAUGCAGUGCCCCAGAGGAGAUUUGUAUUCACUUCUACUCUUAUAAUGGUAUGAUGAUAUGCUUCCUAUUACUUUUUAAGGGACCCUUUUACAUCAACCAGGUACCUCUAAAAUAGUUCUGAUGGAAAAUAGAUAUGUACAGAUUGUUUCCAUAAAUUAGUUUCUAGGUGGAACUUUUCAUGACACCCAAUAUAUCCAGCCAUAAGGUUUUGUCAUGUAUUAUUUUGCUUCAUGUAUAAAAUCUGGAACCACUGUGACCUCAUCCCUCUGCCAGAAUGUAAUAAGCUCAAUUUUGUGAGCAACCUGGAAGAACUUGAGUUUGGUGGUGCA